AUGUCCACCGAACAACUUCCUCUCCGAAGAUCGGUCAUCUUUGAACCUACACCGGGAACAGCAUCAAGAGAUACAACUUCUGAAGGAACCAUUGACAGUGACGUCGGCUGCCUCUAUUGCAGCGCCAGGCAUUCCGGACCAUCUCCAUCUAUAGCUCUUGAUACUUGUGUCCGACCAUCUUCAGAUACUACACGCAUCUUUCACGAUCGUGAAUCGGAUGAAAUCAGCGUGGCAGAUUCAGAGAUCACUGAGGCCGUGGACAUUGCUCUAGAAGAGGCCGCUGCCGAAGCAACUAUGCUGUCUCACAUCUCAGAAUGCAAAUCUCCACACGUUGAUGACUCAACUUAUGAUGCCGGAUCCAGAGAUAAAGCGAAUGCUGUUUGCUCGGAUUCCGAGACCUUGGAGCACCGUGAGUACAAUGGAAGUGGUACUCCUCGGUAUCAGCGUCGUCGAGUCACUCCGAGUCGCUCGAAGUAG
This is a messenger RNA of Dicrocoelium dendriticum, 477 nucleotides long. Lineage: Eukaryota; Metazoa; Platyhelminthes; Trematoda; Plagiorchiida; Dicrocoeliidae. The record is from the annotation of a GenBank genome assembly.